Cladophialophora yegresii CBS 114405 is the source of this 1266-nucleotide messenger RNA. Its product is annotated as acetyl-CoA acyltransferase. The transcript is spliced from 3 exons. The coding region runs from base 1 to 1266 and encodes 421 amino acids. Gene Ontology annotation, cellular component: peroxisome. Lineage: Eukaryota; Fungi; Ascomycota; Eurotiomycetes; Chaetothyriales; Herpotrichiellaceae. Gene Ontology annotation, biological process: fatty acid beta-oxidation; phenylacetate catabolic process. Gene Ontology annotation, molecular function: acetyl-CoA C-acyltransferase activity. The record is from RefSeq and is a predicted model, not a curated record.
AUGAGCGCCCAACAAAGACUAGAAGCGCUCUCAGGCCAACUGUCCAGCACAUCAACAACCACACAUGCUCCAGGGCUGAAGAAGAUCCUCGAAAAGAACCCCGACGACAUCGUCAUCACCUGCGCAACCCGCACGCCUCUGACCAAGGCGGGCAAGGGCGGUCUCAAAGACACGCCCACAGACGAAAUCCUGAUCCACGUGCUGAAAGCCAUCAAGGACAAAUCCCAGAUCGACCCCAACGUCGUCGAGGAUGUCUGCGUAGGCAACGUCCUCCAACCGGCGCCGGGGUUCAUAGCCCGCAGUGCCGUCCUGGCAGCCGGGUUCCCCGUCACGACGUCGGCGAACGUGGUCUCGCGAUUCUGCUCCUCGGGCCUGCUGUCCAUCCAGACGCUGGCGUCGUCGAUCGCCAUCGACGCCAUCGACGUGGGCAUCGCCGUGGGGAUCGAGUCCAUGUCGACGAACCGCGACGCGCCGCCCAAGAUGAGCGACAAGAUCCUGUCGCACCCGAUCGCCAAGGACAACAUCGAGCCCAUGGGCUGGACGUCCGAGAACGUGGCCCGCGACUUCCACAUCACGCGCGAGCAGCAGGACAAGUUCGCCGAGCUGUCGCACAACCGGGCCGAGCGGGCGCAAAAGGAAGGCUGGACGCGGGAUGAGAUCACCCCGCUGACGACCAAGUGGGUCGACCCCAAGACCAAGGAGGCCAAGACCAUCACCGUGGACAGGGACGAGGGCAUCCGACCGGGCACCACGUUCGAGGGGCUCCAGAAGAUCCGGGCGGCGUUCCCGCAAUGGGGUCCCACCACGACGGGCGGCAACGCGUCCCAGGUCACCGACGGUGCGGCCGCCGUGCUGAUGAUGAAGCGCUCGACGGCCGAGAGGCUAGGCCAACCGAUCAUUGGCAAGUACGUCAAGAGCACGACCGUCGGACUGGAGCCCCGGAUCAUGGGCAUCGGGCCCAGCCUGGCGAUUCCCAAGAUCCUGCAGAAGACCGGUCUGACAAAGGACGAUGUGGACCUGUUUGAGAUCAACGAGGCCUUUGCGUCCAUGUAUGUCUAUUGCGUCAACGAACUGGGCCUCGAUAUCAACAAGGUCAAUGUCCGGGGAGGUGCUAUUGCCAUUGGACACCCUCUAGGCGCCACCGGCACGAGACAGGUGGUGACCCUGCUUUCCGAGCUCAAGCGACGGAACCAGAAGGUCGGCGUGACCAGCAUGUGUGUCGGCACGGGUAUGGGCAUGGCUGGUGUCUUUGUCAAUGAGCAAUAA